Molecule: messenger RNA, 2027 nt
Organism: Metschnikowia bicuspidata var. bicuspidata NRRL YB-4993
Lineage: Eukaryota; Fungi; Ascomycota; Pichiomycetes; Serinales; Metschnikowiaceae
Gene: GAP4
Product: Gap4p
Exons: 1
Coding region: 157-1944 (595 amino acids)
Biological process (GO): amino acid transmembrane transport
Cellular component (GO): membrane
Molecular function (GO): amino acid transmembrane transporter activity
Source: RefSeq, a predicted model, not a curated record
AUACAGGAACAAACAGGCCACCAGACCUUGCAUUUAUAGGUGUGCAUCUCCGCCCUUUUCUUGCGUCUCCUCUUUGUUGUUUUCUCUAGCUGGUUCACUAACAUUGCAAUUAAAACCACUAGUUGCAAAAUCAUACUCAACCCAAACAUAUCUGGAAUGAUGUCGGCGGAAAAACAAGAAGACCAGAGUCCCGAAUACACAAAGGGUGUCAGCGGAGAGCACCUGUCGGUGUUUUCAAACGACCCCUCAGACACAUACUCCGCCAAGUCAGUUGAUGAACGGCCCUUUUUUAACCGUUUCAUAGACUCGUUCAAGCCGAUGAACUUGGAAGAUGACGGCGUUGACACCUCGCAGAUGACCGAGAUGGAGAAGUCUAUCUACGCCACCAGCAGACACCCGUUGGCCCGGAGCUUGAAAGGCAGACACUUGCAGAUGAUUGCCAUUGGCGGUUCCAUUGGUACCGGUCUUUUUGUCGGCUCUGGAUAUGCGCUUUGGCAGGGUGGCCCUGCUGGACAGCUUAUAUCGUACAUCUUGGUGGGCUACUCGUUGUUCUGCGUGGUGAACGCCUUGGGCGAAAUGUCCGUGCAGUUUCCUGUUUCUGGUUCCUUCAAUGCCUUCUUCUCGCGUUUCGUCGACCCCGCCUGGGGUUUCACCGUGGGCCUCUUGUAUGCGUUGUCCUGGUUGAUUUCGUUCCCCUCGGAGUUGGUGGCAUGCUCGAUCACCAUCCUGUACUGGAACAGCAGCAUCAACCCGGCCGUGUGGAUCACCGUGUUCUACAUACUUAUCUGUUCCAUCAACAUGUUCGGCGUCAAAGGCUACGGUGAGGUGGAGUUUGGUCUCUCGAUCAUCAAAGUGUUGGCCGUGGUGGGCUUUAUCAUUCUUGGCGUCUGUCUUAUAUUGGGUGUCGGCGACCAGGGCUACAUUGGCGCCCAGUACUGGCACGACCCCGGAGCGUUUAACAAUGGCUUCAAAGGUGUGUGUUCUUGUUUUAUUUCCGCUGCGUUCUCCUUUGGUGGUGUGGAGCUUGUGGCGUUGGCCGCGUCCGAGACCGCCAACCCCCGCAAGUCGUUGCCCAGGGCCACCAAGCAGGUGUUCUGGCGUAUCACCAUUUUCUACAUCUUGACCGCAGUGAUCAUCGGGUGCUUGGUGCCGUACACGGACGAGAGAUUGCUUUCCGGCACUUCGUAUGAGGACGUGACCGCAUCGCCAUUUGUCAUUGCCAUCAACAACGGAGGCAUCAAGGUGCUCCCCGACAUCAUGAACGCGGUGAUUUUGAUUGCCGUGGUUUCGGUUGGAAACUCCUCGGUCUACGGCUGCUCGCGGUCUUUGGCCUCGUUGGCCGUCCAGGGCUUGCUUCCUAAAAGCAUUGCCUACGUGGACAGAGCCGGUAGGCCGCUUGUUGCCAUCAUGAUCACCAACAUGUUUGGCUUGCUUGGGUACUUGGCUGCGGACGCAGAAAACCAAGAUGUGGUGUUCACGUGGUUCUUUUCUGUCUGCUCGUUGGCCGCUUUCUUCACUUGGAUUGCCAUUUGCUUCACCCACCUCAGAUUCAGAUGGGCCCUCGCAAAGCAGGGCCGGAGCACCGACGAGGUGCUUUUCGUGGCUCCCACCGGCGUCUGGGGCUCGCUUUCGGGUAUGGUCAUUUUAUCCUUGAUUGUUGUAGGUUUGAUCUGGACCGCCAUCUGGCCCAUCGGGAACGACGGCGCCUCCAACAUUGGUUUCUGGCAAGCCUGCCUCUCGUUGCCACUCAUGAUUGUUUUGUGGGCCGGAUACAAAACAUACGCCGGCUCGUGGAACAUGCUUAUGGUGAGGCUCGAAGACAUUGACUUGGACACAGGCAGGAGGGAAAUAGACAUUGAGGUCAUCAAACAGGAGAUCGCCGAGGAAAAGGCUUACAUCCGCUCCAGACCCUUCUGGUACAGAAUCUACCGAAUGUGGUGCUAAGUCUUCGCCGCAUGUGUCUCAUUGGGCAUCUUUUAUCAAGUGGCACUUCAACAGUUGUCAGCAUUUCUUUCUCGUACGUUAAU